AUCAAAAAAUAAUGAUUGAGCCUGAACUUACAGAUGUUACAGUGGGCAUCACAAAGAACUUUGUUUGUAGCGUCUACCAUUCCUGCCAGCAAGAGCCAACCAUCACAUGGAACUAUAAUAACAUGCAGAUCACAAGAAAGGAAAAAACAGGUUCAGGUUUAUAUCAGAUCAGCUACUCCAACAUUGCCUUUCUUGCAGCAAAAGAAGAUCAUGGAAAGAAGUUGAUAUGCACUGCAAAAUUUUCUGGAGGAGACAUUACAGCUUCUGUUAUUUUACAUGUAAAACGUGUUCUGCUCUAUGAUGCUUUGGGAUGGGAAGUGAGUAUGCCGAAAGAUAUUCACGGCCUCAAAGGUUCCUGUCUGGUCAUUCCAUGUUCUUUCAACUAUAAAUCAAACCCACCCAAAAACCCACGUAGAGUUGUGUGGUAUCAGCAGGACUCUAAAGGUAGUUUAGUUUAUGAUCCUUUGCAUUCAGACAAUGUCAUUGAGAAGUUCAGAGGAAAAACUGAUUUAUAUGGAAAGUCAGAUUUGGAUUGCAGUCUGCUGAUCAAAAACCUGGAAUCGUCUCACAAUGGAGAGAAAUUAUACACAAGGAUUGACCCUGAAAAUAUUGCAUGGCAAAACUAUGAAACUGAUGAUGCUACCUGUACAGUUCGUGUUGAUGCGACUCCACAGAAGCCCAGCAUCAGUGUUUAUGGAGGUGAAAGGACAGGUGACAAAGUCACUGUUGUAUGUUCAACUGUCCACACGUGUCCAUACAGCAAACCAACCAUCACUCUGAACGGUAUAGAAGGAUCUGACGAAAUAAAGGAUGAGUCUAUUAAAGACGGUCUGUUGAAAACCACUCUGACACGCACAGGUGUCGUAAAGGCAGAAAGCACCACUAUUGAGUGCUCAGUAACACAUCAUGGUAACAUAAGAGUGACAGAUACAGAGGUCAAGAGUUCUAAAUGUGUUCAUCAUAACGUAUCAAUUGAGCCUGAACUGGCAGAUGUUACAGUGGGCAUCGGAAAGAACUUUGUUUGUAGCGUCUACCAUUCCUGCCAGCAAGAGCCAACCAUCACAUGGAACUAUAAUAACAUGCAGAUCACAAGAAAGCAAAAAAGACAUUUGGGUUUAAAUUGGAUCAGCUACUCCAACAUUACUUUUCUGGCUGCAAAAAAAGAAGAUCAUGGGAAGAAGCUGAUUUGCACUGCUAAAUUUUCUGGAGGAGACAUUACAGCUUCUGUUAUUUUACAUGUAAAACGUGUUCUGCUCUAUGAUGCUUUGGGAUGGGAAGUGAGUAUGCCGAAAGAUAUUCACGGCCUCAAAGGUUCCUGUCUGGUCAUUCCAUGUUCUUUCAACUAUAAAUCAAACCCACCCAAAAACCCACGUAGAGUUGUGUGGUAUCAGCAGGACUCUAAAGGUAGUUUAGUUUAUGAUCCUUUGCAUCCAGACAAUGUCAUUGAGAAGUUCAGAGGAAAAACUGAUUUAUAUGGAGAAUCAGAUUUGGAUUGCAGUCUGCUGAUCAAAAACCUGGAAUCGUCUCACAAUGGAGAGAAAUUAUACACAAGGAUUGACCCUGAAAAUAUUGCGUGGCAAAACUAUGAAACUGAUGAUGCUACCUGUACAGUUCGUGUUGAUGCAACUCCACAGAAGCCCAGCAUCAGUGUUUACGGAGGUGAAAGGACAGGUGAUGCCAUCAUUGUAGCAUGUUCAGCUGUCCACACGUGUCCAUACAGCAGACCAAACAUCACUCUGAACGGUAUAGAAGGAUCUGACGAAAUAAAGGAAGAGUCUGUUAAAGACGGUCUGUUGAAAAUCACUCUGACACGCACAGGUGUUGUAAAGACAGAAAGCAUGACUAUUGAGUGCUCAGUAACACAUCAUGGUAACAUAAGAGUGACAGAUACCGAGGUCAAGAGUUCAAAAUGUGUUCAUCAUAACAUAUCAAUUGAGCCUGAACUGGCAGAUGUCACCGAGGGCGUCGCACAGAACUUCACUUGUACCAUCUACCAUUCCUGCCAGAAUGAGAAUCCAACCAUUACAUGGAACUAUGAGAAUAUGCAGGUCUCAUCGUGGAACAAAAAGCAUACCAAUCAGUUUCAGAUUGCAUUUUCCAACAUUACCUUUCUGGGUGCAAAAGAAGACCACGGGAAGAGACUGAUAUGCACUGCAACAUUUUCUGGAGGAAAUAUUGAAACUUAUGUUGUUUUGCGUGUACAAGAAUAUCAAAAACCAGUGGAUCAAAUCCUGAAUGAAACCUAUUUCCUAUACGUGGCAGACGUGAUACCCAAGAUCACUGCUUUGCCUCGUUCAUGUGUGGUAAUACCAUGCAGUUUCAAGACAGAUGAGGAAUAUACCACUGAACUUCGGGUUCUAUGGGUCACCAGAAAAGGUGGCUACAUGUUCCACACCGACCCAGUCGAUGUCUCAGACAACUUCAAAGGCCGCACAAGGCUCCUCGGAAACCCAGUUGAGCAGAACUGCACUGUGGAGAUGGAUAAUGUGCAAACUCAUGACAAUGGACCAUUCUGUUUUCAAGCAGAAAGAGAAAAAGAGAGAUACCGCUUCAACAACAGCUGUGUGUUCAUUAUUAUGCGGGCCCCCGACAAACCUGUAAUGUCAUCCCUCCCUGAAAACAUCGAGCCCGGGACACGCGUUGCUGUCAAAUGCUCAGUCAACCACACAUGCUCUUCUCACCCUCCUGAAAUCAUCUGGAGCGUCCCAACAGCCCAAGAAACUAUCAGCCACAAUCACAUGGGUGGAGGCGUCUGGGAAACAGUGUCUGCUGUGACCUUUAUUCCAACUGGAUAUGAAGAGAAAGAUGAAAUUGUCUGCACUGCCAAAUUUUGGGGCGGUAAAACACAGGAAAAUACUGCCUUCCUCAGCAUUCGAAGAUUGCAAAGGCUUAAAUUGGAGGAUGUUGGACUGUAUGCAAUAGUUCCCUCACUGGUGUUCAUCCUCAUUUGUGUGCUUGCUGGAGUCUUCAUAUGCAGGAGAUGGCACAGAAAGCCUCGUCAUGAUAUGCAAGGGUCACAUACACAUUCUGAACAGAGGAGAUCGUUUUGGAACAGAUUUUCAAGUCGUUUUAGUAUGCCUGAAGGAAGAGUAGCUUGGAGUAACAGAGGAAACAGGAGUGAUAUCGGGUAUACUGGAAAUGCUCCUGAAAGACCACCAAAGGCUGGAAAAAGGCAGAGCAUCUGGAGCCGAUUUUCUAGACACCAAUCACCCAGAACCAAUGCAAAUCUGAGAGCAGAAUACAAGGCAAACAACACAUGUAUAGUUUCAGGAAACAAGCCUUUCUCCAAACCUCAUAUGCCAUCACCGAAGAGUGAGCAAAAAUCCUACCGUGGUUAUGAUUCUAAUGCUGAUUUUAUAUAUGGAAAUGCCUGAUGAAAACUUUAUAUCAUCAGGGCCGUGCAAGUUCUCUUGAGUCUACAUCAUUUCUCCAUCCUGUUCACCUGUUCAAUAUUGUUUUAUAAAAGAAAGAUAACUAAAAGAUAAUGAAAACAAAGAAUCUUUUCACAUUAUGCUUAAGGAAGUGUUUCAUUUAAGAACUGUAAAUGCAUAAGUAGUCUUUUUUUAACUCUGUAGUUUGUAUUGACUAUAAUAUGCCUUUAUGCUUCACACAUUAAUCUGUAUGUUUUUUUUUUUUCUUUUUUUUGUGAAAUGCAUUGCUUAAAUUAAGCUUAUCCUCGAAAAUAAGGAAACAUACAUGUGGCUUGUGGCUUAAGUAUUUACACAAACAUAGUAUUUUUUGUGUCUCAAAAAUAAUUGCUUGGAAAUCUACACCAAGGAAAUGUUCAGACCGGGCAAAUAAAAUUACAUUUUUUUUAGUCUAUAAUAAAUUAAAUACCUGAUGAGAAUUAAAAGAAAGAAAGAACGAAUCCUGUAUUGCUCUAUAGGGACGAUGCUGAAAAAGUGUGAAUUAAAAACUAAAGUUUAUAUCA
Molecule: messenger RNA, 3931 nt
Organism: Carassius carassius (crucian carp)
Lineage: Eukaryota; Metazoa; Chordata; Actinopteri; Cypriniformes; Cyprinidae
Exons: 20
Coding region: 12-3374 (1120 amino acids)
Source: RefSeq, a predicted model, not a curated record